Molecule: messenger RNA, 2164 nt
Organism: Nematostella vectensis (starlet sea anemone)
Lineage: Eukaryota; Metazoa; Cnidaria; Anthozoa; Actiniaria; Edwardsiidae
Exons: 4
Coding region: 19-1794 (591 amino acids)
Source: RefSeq, a predicted model, not a curated record
UUGACCUUGGGCCUCGCGAUGGCGGCACUAUGUGGGUGGGGCGAGACACGUGUUUACACGGCCAAAGCGCAGGAAACAGUCGCGAGCACUGUUCAAUAUGUAACACCUGGUGCAAGGGUGCUUAUCCCGUGUCUGGCGACUCAAGCGAAGAACCUCGGGCUGCUACACGGGACAGCUCACGGAAUAAAGGCAGAACGCGGAGACGACAAGACUGCACGUGAAGAUCAUGGGGAUAGACGCGGAGAGCCCGUGAAUGGAAGUAACAACCACGUUAAAGCAACCGAAGAAAUCGUUGCACGAAAUGAUCACGUGAACGGAGGCAAUGCACAAGUGACAAGCGAAGGAAAGCACUUAGUAACAAGCACAGAGCACAUAAAACAGCACCCGGUAGGACAGACGAGUGAGCGCUUUGUUGAGAUUUCCAACAGGAAGGAGGUGAAGAAGUUUGGCGCUCUGUUUGUGGUGCAGAUGAGCGAGAAAUUGAACGGUAAACUGUGCUGUUUGUAUUCGAGCGAGGAAGGCGACGAAUACAUGUCGGUGGAGGCCGAAGUGCGUGUCAUCACAGCGGACGUUCUUAGAAAGUCAUACGGUCUCAUCAACGAAAAGUCCCAGCGGCCAAAUCCAGAGUCGAAUUGCCCAUCCCGCGGAUUUGAUAUCACAUCCCGAGGGACAAAGUCAAGUUGCCCACCCCAGGAAUGUGCCAUUCCGUCCAGUGAGACAAGGUCACGUGGUCCAACCCGCAGAUUUGCCAUUCCGUCCAUUGAGACAAGGUCACGUGGUCCAGCCCGCAGAUUUGCCAUUCCAUCAAUUGAGACAAGGUCACGUGGUCCAGCCCGCAGAUUUGCCAUUCCGUCCUUUGAGAAAAGGUCACGUGGUCCAGCCCGCAGAUUUGCAAUUCCGUCCUUUGAGACAAGGUCACGUGGUCCAACCCGAAGAUUUGCCAUUCCGUCCAUUGAAACAAAGUCACGUGGUCCAACCCGCAGAUUUGCCAUUCCAUCCAUUGAGACAAGGUCACGUGGUCCAACCCGCAGAUUUGCCAUUCCAUCCAUUGAGACAAGGUCACGUGGUCCAACACGCAGAUUUGUCAUUCCGUCGAUUGAGACCAGGUCACGUGAUCCAACCCGCAGAUUUGCCAUCCCGUCGAUUGAGACCAGGUCACGUGAUCCAACCCGCAGAUUUGCCAUCCCGUCCAUUGAGACAAGGUCACGUGGUCCAACCCGCAGAUUUGUCAUUCCGCCCAUUGAGACAAGGCCACGCGGUUAUUCUCCAGACAUCCAGUCCCAAGGGAUAAAACCUUAUACUCUAUCCCGCAGAUUCGCCAUUCCAUCUCGAAAGACACCCUUCUACCCAAGGUACGAGAGACUUUUUGUAGAAGCGAUAUUACCCGACCGCGGGAUCGAGCUGCCUUCCCGCGGGACAGAGUGGCGUCAUAUCUCCAUGGAGGCCCCUCCCAUCACCAAGUGGGUGGAGAUGAUGAUAGAGUCCAUCGACGCGAAAGUCGCACGCUACGAGGACACUCUAUUUCAGGUCGGCAGCUUGUGCCUUCAAGCAGUAACCGGUGAGAGGCUUUCUUCCUGGCUGGUUGAUCACUUAUCUGAGAACAACAUGUAUGUGUAUAGCGUAGGCCGGCACGUGGUGACGACCGUCAAGUUUGCCCUGAUCAAGUCACUUGGGGAAGCCCUUCUAGUGUACAUUUUACUGGUUAGCACUACGCUAUGUUUGAGAAGAUUCUUAAGGUCUUACCAAAUGUGUCUGUUUGACUUUUCUGAUUUCUCAAGACGUUCUUGGAAAUGAAAUUCGAGAGACCUCGUGACCAAUUCAUCACGUGACUACCACUCUUGAUGGAGACUCAGUGCUAAAGGGGCGCAAAACCGGAGCCUCUUUUGCAUUCAUCGCUAACUAACUAGACUGAACAAUUACCGCCUGGCGUUCAAGAGUCUGGCGCCUUUGCCUCUGAAAUGCACUAGUGACCCAACAAAAACUCUCACCAAAUCUCUAUGUUAUAUCAGCAGACGCCAUUUCUUCCAAACUCUACUUCCAGAAUAAACUAACAUUUGGUAGAAAGUGUUUUUUCGGCCGAAAAUCAUUCAGCCUGUAACAUUUUUGUUUAUAUAUCUUAUGAUGUCAAUCAAUUCAAAUAAAGUCUUAGUCUGAUGUCGUGCAA